Trichophyton verrucosum HKI 0517 is the source of this 1812-nucleotide messenger RNA. RefSeq lists its product as uncharacterized. Bases 1 to 1812 code for a protein of 603 amino acids. Gene Ontology annotation, biological process: protein histidyl modification to diphthamide. NCBI's taxonomy places the organism in Eukaryota, Fungi, Ascomycota, Eurotiomycetes, Onygenales, Arthrodermataceae. Gene Ontology annotation, molecular function: 2-(3-amino-3-carboxypropyl)histidine synthase activity. The record is from RefSeq and is a predicted model, not a curated record. The transcript has a single exon.
AUGACGGAAGCGCUGAAGGUUGCGCCAGUCCUAUCGACGCCAGACUCGCGGAUUCUAGAGGAAACCGAACCGACAGCAGUCAACCAACCUAUCGGCCAGAAUUUAUCGGACGAGGAAUUCCGCAUUACUUACGACAUUGAGCGGACGAUCAGGGAGAUAAAAGAGGGGAAAUGGCAGAGAAUAGCCCUCCAAUUCCCAGAUGACAUGCUACCUGAUGCGCCGCGAGUUUUCCAGCUCUUAAGCCGCGGCCUCAGUUCCCAUGACAAUGAUAGCCAGAAGAAAAGACACAACACCAACGGCGUGGAAGGAGAUGACAAAGACGUAGAAGACGUGACCAAUACUAUGGACCAGGAGUUGAAUCUGGACAAAAAAUCUGAAGAUUGUACGCCCAAGCUAUAUAUACUGGCAGACACCUCGUACGGAACCUGCUGUGUGGACGAAGUUGCGGCAGAGCAUGUCGACGCAGAUGUUGUAGUACAUUAUGGAAGAUCAUGCCUCUCACCAACUGCGAGGCUACCUGUGAUAUAUAUAUUUACGUGUAGGCCACUCGAGCAUGAUGAAGUCAUCCAGGCCUUUGAGGAAUCAUACCCAGACCAUGAAGAGAAAGUCGUCAUUGCCGCGGAUGUAACAUAUACCGCACAUGUUGAGGAGAUAGCAAAAAUACUCACACAGCAAAAGGGGUAUACCAAUAUUUUUGCGACCCAAGUGGUGCAUAACCCUUCCUCCCCGAUUCCUAACCGGACGAUUCCGCCAUCAGUGGAGGCUGGAGAGGAGUCAUUAAACGACUGGCAGCUCUUCCAUAUCUCUGAUCCGCCAACCUCUUUGCUUCUAACUCUCUCUUCCCGUGUUGCCGCAAUCCGGAUAUACCCAGCUGAUUCUGGAGCUAGUGGUAAGUCUGGCUCUGGAAGUAAGGCAUUACUAGCAUCUACUGCGGUUUCUCUUCGUCGUCGAUAUGCCAUCCUGACGUCCCUCAAUACCGCACCGAUCUUUGGCAUUCUUGUGAAUACCCUCAGUGUGAAGAAUUACCUCCACAUCGUGCAGCAUGUUCAGAGGCUCAUUGCGGCAGCAGGGAAGAAGAGCUACCUCUUUGUUGUUGGAAAGCUCAAUGUGGCAAAAGUAGCCAAUUUCAGCGAGAUAGAAGGAUGGGUCAUCAUUGGAUGCUGGGAAAGCUCGCUUGUGGAUAGCAGAGAGUUUUGGAGACCGGUCAUUACGCCAUAUGAGCUGGAACUCGCACUUCAAAGUGACAGUGAGCGGAUAUGGACCGGAGCGUGGAGCAGUGACUACCAGUCCCUACUCAACUUCGAGCAGAGUGCUGCGCCAAAACAGAAAACUGAUAGUCCUAUCUCAUCUCCGGCGAAGGCUGAAACUGAGGCUGAAACAGAUACACUCAAUCAUGCAGGAGAGAAUGAAGACGAAACUUUUUCUGAGCCAGAGUCAGCUCCCCCUGAUUUCGAUUUCCGAACGGGCCGAUACGUUUCAACCUCGAAUUCCCGACCCAUGCAGGCGUAUUCAGGCUCUUCACAUUCGGCUGCCUUGCCCAACGCUGCUCAUGAGCAACAAGCUGCUGCUGGUGCUUCGAGAUCUCUCGCAAAACGAUUCAACUCAGACGUUGCCACCAUCGGCGGUGUUGUCUCCCCUGGUGCCGAGUUUUUAAAGUCCAACAGAUCAUGGAGAGGGCUGGGUAGUGAUUUUGUCGUUGAAUAUGAGGACGACAACACCCAGGACGGUGGUCUCAAGGGGAGUGCCGUUGUUGAAGGCCUCUCGGGAAUUGCUCGAGGGUAUAGAAUUGGCGACAAUCAAGAACGGCGGUAA